Messenger RNA from Diorhabda carinulata, 1378 nucleotides. RefSeq lists its product as uncharacterized. The record is from RefSeq and is a predicted model, not a curated record. Lineage: Eukaryota; Metazoa; Arthropoda; Insecta; Coleoptera; Chrysomelidae. Bases 452 to 958 code for a protein of 168 amino acids. The transcript has 4 exons.
AAUAUCAGUCCAAUGAUGGAGACAUCAAAUAUUUUUUAAUAAUGUAGGCCUGCACAUAAAAAGAUUCUAGUUUAUUUAAAAAAAAUAUAUAUUAAAAACCCCAACAAGAUGACUCUGGAAGUGCUUAUAUUAUGUUCUUUGAUUUUCGUGUUCAUCAUAUCAUUCUGCGGACUUUUACAGAAGAUCAAACAGUCAUACGAAAGAGAGAGGAUAAUAGCAGAGAACGUCAGACCUAUACAUCAGGGUGGAUUAUAAUAUUUAUAUUUCCAUUGAAAUACGAAACAAAAACAUAAAGAAUCUCCUUUGUCCGAAUAAUAAACUUUAUCGCCGCACACACACUUGUUUUUAUCAAAAAUCACGAUAUCAAAAGUACUGAUUAUAGAUAAAUCGCACUUUUGGAAAAACAUCUGACAUGUAAUUCCAAAUAUUUUUGAGUGUUUGACGUAUAAUAAUGGAAAAACAGUUUUUUCCCUAUCCUACGACUCGUCGCCCUUCACCUCCAAUAUCUAAUAACGAGGGAGAUCGAACAAAUGGAUUUUCUGCAUUCGCAGGAGUCUGGAUAUUUUGCCUUAUCAUUUCAAUUUGCAUUCGGUUGUGUGUUGCAAUAAGAACAUAUAAAAGGAUGAAGAUGGAACGUCGCAGACGACGAAUAGUGGUUGUUGCGGGCAGAACGACACCCGAAGAAAGACUGGCUCAUCGACACGUUCCACGAGAUGGAAGUUCAGAUGCGUAUAUAAAUUCAACGUUCAUCGAAGAUUUGGAAUCUACUGAUAGGGACGUGGGGAUAUUUCCGAGCGCGCCACCUCCUUACGCACCUCUGGAAGCACCUCCUAAAUACGAAGAUAUAAUAAAAGAAGAAGAAAAUAACAUGAGAAGCGUGUCAGUUCAGACUAGAAUUAACGUUCACACGCGGACUACACCCGCUCAAUCUCCACCCCCUUAUACAAUUUCGACAUAAUUAUUUUUUAUUCAAUCGUGACUAAAAAAAAACUUUAAUUUGUUUGAAAACUUCUAUUUUUAGUGCAUUUGUUGUAUCAAAUUUAGAGAAUUUUUGUUCUAUGACGUUUAAUAAUUGACAACAAUCAGUUUAACACGUCGACUGCCGCACUAUGUUUCAAAUUGUUUUAUAAAUAAUUGUUUAUCUAUUCAAAUUUGUGUCGUAACGACUCUAAUCGACAUUUUACUAAAUAAAUUCGAUAACAGACCGGAAAAUUUUCAUUUUUCUUAUACGGAAAAUAACAGAAGAAGAAAUAUUACCGCUACGUAUCAAAUCCUUUCGUGUCUUACGCAUUUUCGUUAGAUAUAAAUCAAUUUUUUUAAAAAAUAAUAAUCAUUAUGUCAAGAACGUUUUAUUAAAUAAAUAUUUUUCAUUUAAAAA